Molecule: messenger RNA, 1113 nt
Organism: Sphenostylis stenocarpa
Lineage: Eukaryota; Viridiplantae; Streptophyta; Magnoliopsida; Fabales; Fabaceae
Source: the annotation of a GenBank genome assembly
AUGGGGGCCAACAAUUCAAUGAUGCAAGGAAGUGGGGGAGAGGUGCUGGCUCCUAGAGUCCGCAACAGAAUUAAAGAGUUGAGGAGACGCAAGAGUGAAAAGGAGGUGCUGAAUUUUGAUGGUACUGUGGAUGGUGGAAAAAAGUCUCAAUCUUGUGAAGAAAAUGAAGGUGACAGUAAUAAGGGUUCUCUGAAUGACAUUCAACAAGCCGAACGUGUUGAAAAGGUCUCCAAAGUUCCAUUGCCAGUUUCUGAACCUGGGAAUACAAAAUAUGUCAAUGAUGACGAUGACGAUAUUGAAAGUGGAAGAAAUAUAGGUCCAUCAUCUCCCAGCUUCAAAAUUUAUUGCAGUGAAUCCAGUAACAUAAAGGAGGAAAAAUUUCCGGAGUCAAAUGAUCUAGGUGAUAAGAACCAAACCAUUGGGGUGCUCCAGAAAUCACCCAGUGAUGAUAGUAUUGACAGCUUUGUAUUAGCUUCAGCUGGGAACUCAGGAAACUCCAACGAGGGUUUUGUUAUUGGUGGUGACAGAGUGAAGAUGAUAGACUUUGCGCGCGUGCAGAAGGAGCUGGUGGAAUGCAGCAAGGACUCGGAGGGAUCGGGCAUCAAAGUGAGUCCGAAAAGCGAUAAUCUUGUCCAGUUGAUCGGUACCAUUCCGGGUCCCGUUGGAACUCCCUAUGAAGGGGGCACUUUUCAGAUUGAUAUCACAUUGCCAGAGGGAUACCCGUUUGAACCACCCAAGAUGCAGUUUAAGAACAAAGUUUGGCACCCUAAUAUCAGCAGCCAAAGUGGUGCUAUUUGCCUGGACAUCUUGAAGGACCAGUGGAGCCCAGCGCUCACUCUUAAGACUGCGCUUCUUUCUGUGCAAGCACUUCUCUCUGCCCCUCAGCCUGAUGAUCCUCAAGAUGCUGUGGUGGCACAGCAGUAUCUGAAAGACUAUCAGACAUUUGUUAACACUGCUCGCUAUUGGACUGAAAGUUUUGCCAAGGAAUCGAGUCGCGGGAUUGAAGACAAGGUACAGAAACUGGUUGAGAUGGGAUUUGCAGAAGCUCAAGUAAGGAACAUUCUGGAAGCUGUUGGUGGUGAUGAAAACUUGGCUCUGGAAAGGUUGCUGUAG